Molecule: messenger RNA, 1031 nt
Organism: Alternaria rosae
Lineage: Eukaryota; Fungi; Ascomycota; Dothideomycetes; Pleosporales; Pleosporaceae
Exons: 2
Coding region: 1-828 (275 amino acids)
Source: RefSeq, a predicted model, not a curated record
AUGGAACGCUCUGUCAAGACGACCCGCGCUCAUAAGAGACCCGUUCCAUGUGUUCAGGAGCCAAGCAACGAGCCCACCUCUCCUUCCAAAAGACCAAGACUCCAGCCGCCAACCCCAGAACCCGCAAUCAACAACGGUGAAGGAUCAUCGUCCGGGGCAGUACAGCCGUUACGCGCACCAAUACCAACACCGCCGCACACUGAAGAUCGCAUAACGAGUCAGGUUGCGCCUCCUUUGCCGUUGCCUGGGGAUGCCCUAUUGCAAAGCCGCCUCGAUGAGCACCGUCGUGUCAAGGUAGUAAACUACAUGGGUUAUGCUUCGGGCACCUAUAAGGCGCAGUGUCAAAUGCUUGACAGAGAUUUUCCUGAACUUCAGGCGGAGCUUAGCAUGAGGAUUCAGCCUCGCGAUGUUCCUUCUUCUCACACGUCUGGUGUACUGAAAGCCUACAUCGAUCUUGGCAUUUUUACGGGUCCGGCUAUCCUCGGACUGGACGAUGAUCGAAUCACUGAGUAUAUUUGGGCCACAUCCAAGGACAGACAUGACAAAGCUAUAACCAAGCGUUUUGGGAAGCAAGAAGUUGAAAGGAUCUGCCAGGGUGCAGUAGAGGUGGCCAUGAAGAGAGAUCCGACACUGGAACGAUGUAACGUUGAAACCAAAAGCCUCGACGAACUUCCUGAUCUUGAGACUGAUACUCCCAAAACGCCGCAAUUCAUCUUUGAAGCUCGGCUCGACAAUCCGAAUAGCGAAGUCUACUUGACGGGUACAUACCGCAUUGCGUUUGAAGCGAUCAACAUGGACGCCCGUUGUUGGAGCGUUAUGGAACGAUGAGGAUACCUGGAGUGACUAUAAAAGAUCAUGAGUUCACCGGCUUUAAGAUCCUUAAGUACGAGCGCGAAGCCCAGAAAAGCAACUUCAUGAAGUAGAAGACCCACCUUCCCCAGCGCUGGAAAGACGUUCCUACUAGCUCCGUGCACCCAUUGCCGUAAGAUGAUGAAACCUAGGUACCUGAGCGCAGGCGGGGGUGAUUGUAG